This is a messenger RNA of Archocentrus centrarchus (flier cichlid), 1109 nucleotides long. It is a transcript of the gene morn3, whose product is annotated as MORN repeat containing 3. The transcript is spliced from 6 exons. Bases 313 to 1038 code for a protein of 241 amino acids. Lineage: Eukaryota; Metazoa; Chordata; Actinopteri; Cichliformes; Cichlidae. The record is from RefSeq and is a predicted model, not a curated record.
ACUACAGUUGAAUCCACCAAAAAGUAAAGAAAAACUAACAGCAGAUGAAUAAAAAUAAAAUACAUAGGGAUUAAAGAGAACUUCCUAGAAUAUUCAAAUCGAAUUUUAAAAUGGACUUUUAAUUAAAUUGAUAAGGCACCAAUAACUGUACACAUUGCUGUUGCUAGGAUACAGCAUAUAAACCUGUUUUGCUAUGCUAGUCAUGUAGCAUGUUUUCCUAAUUUCUUUGAUAAAUGCGUGGCUUAAGUGUACAAGUUCAGUAAGUCAUCCGCUUGAAAACAUCGCAAAGUUUUCAUCAAGCUACCACCAGUCAUGCCAUUUCUCAAAAGAUCUCUAACUAAUCAGUCAGCAUCAACGCUACUGGACAUUAAAACACAGAAAUGUGGACUGCGGCACACAGUUUUCUCGCCCUGUGGAAACGAAUACACAGGGGAGUGGCAGAACAAUAAGAAGCAUGGCAAGGGAACUCAGGUUUGGAAGAAGCAUGGUGCCAUUUAUAAUGGAGACUGGAAAUUUGGAAAACGUGACGGGUAUGGUACGUACAACGUGUUACUCCCAGGAUCAAAGAAGUAUGUGAAGAAGUACUGUGGUGGAUGGACAGAUGGAAGGAAGCAUGGGUAUGGCACAUACUUUUACAAUAACUCAGCAGUUUAUGAGGGGGAGUGGAGCGAGGACCAACGGAGUGGCUGGGGAAGAAUGUACUAUGCGAAUGGAGACAUCUAUGAGGGAGAGUGGAUGAAGGAUAAGAAUAAUGGAGAGGGAAUCAUUCGAUUUUCAAAUGGAAACUGGUAUGAAGGUAGCUGGCGAGAUGGCAAGCAGGAUGGUCAUGGAAAGUUCUACUAUUGUGACAAAGGGCAGCUUUAUGAAGGCCUUUGGGUGGAUGGAAUGGCAAAAUGUGGGACCUUGUCUGAUUUUGGGAGAGAUGAAGCACCAAUGCCAGCAAAAUAUCCAAUUCCAAAGGUAUACCUGGUCGACAAGCAGCUGGUUUUAAGGGAAGCCGAAUCAGCUUACCACGUUCAUAUUAAUAAACAAGGAUGAAGAGCCACUUUCCACUUCACUGCAUGCUCAUUGAUAAAAAUUAAAUAUCCAUUCAUCCAUCCAUUCUCUUC